UCUCAAAAAUCGCAAGAACACGAUGCACAGACACAUCAUCACGAACACGAGAAUGCUGCCCCACGCAACAUCAAAAAAGUCUAUGGCAAGGCAACCGAUGGCCGAAACGGCCCUCAACCAUAGCUGCAUUUGCAGGCCACUCGCAUCGUCCGCCGUACCCUCCCCCGACCCCCGCCACCUUCAAAGAUCCCGUGACGCCUCCUUAACGGCGGACACAAACGCGCCCGCCGCCUCUGGGGUCAUGCCGGGCUGCAUCCCGUGGCCCAGGUUGGCGAUGUACCUCUUUUUGCCGAACUUCUUGACCAUGGCGAUCGUGUGCUUCCUGAUGAUCUCUGGGUCGGAGUACAUGGCAUGUGGGUCGAGGUUGCCCUGCAAGGUCAGCUUGUCGCCGAACCGCUGACGCAUUUCGUGGGGAUCUGCGCUCCAGCCGAGGGAGAUGGCGUCGUAGGACGAGUCGGCGAAGGACGCAAGGGGCAUCUCCUUCGGGAAGGCGAUCAGGAUGGCGUUGGACCGCGCCUUCUUGACCUCGUCGGCGAUCAUUCGCAUGUACUUGGCUCCGAACUCCUCGUACAUGUGCGGGGACAAGACACCUGACAGAAAUGAAGACAGUGCAGGCAGAUACUGAGCGAGAACGCACCCCACCACAGCCCCUCCGUCGCUCUGCUUGUCGCACCUGCGUUGGUGUCGAAAACCUGAAGUAGCUGCGCGCCGGCAUCAUACUGCAUGAUGAGGUAUUGCGCACUGAUCCUGGCGAUGCCUUCCAGCAGCUUGUGACUGGCCUCCGGGUGGUCGUAGAGCCACCUCUUGGCCCCCUGCCAGUCCUUGCUGCUCUCGCCCUGCACCAUGUAGGCCAUGAUGGUCCACGGCGCGCCGCAGAAGCCGAAGACCGGGAUCUCGUUGUCGAGCUUCUUCUUGGUCGUGUAGAUGGCGUCGGCGACGUAGCCGAGGGUCUCCUCGACGUCAGGGUUAAAGUUGAGCUUCUCGAGGUCUGCGGGCUUCUCGAAGCCGUAAUCGAACACUGGCCCCCUUCCCUUGAUCAUCUGCAGCGGCUGACCCAUCGCCACGGGGAUGACGAGAAUGUCAGAGAAGAUGAUGACUGCGUCGAGAGGAUAGCGGCGGUAAGGCUGCAGGGUAACCUCGGCCGCAAGCUCCGGAUCUUGGCAGACCUUGAGGAAGUUGUGCUCGGCGACGAGCUCCCUGUACUCAGGCAGGUACCUCCCCGCUUGCCUCAUCAUCCACACCGGCACCUCAUCAACCUCCUCGCCACGCGCAGCCCGCAUGAUCCUGUCAUUCUUGGGCGUUGGCCACUCGCCCUUGUUGGCGCGUCGCUCAGCGCUGAUCUCCUGCUUCCUCUCGGUGGAGGUUUCGGUCACGACUGCCUGCAUGCAGAGGGGGCGGGCCAGACGAGAGCGCAGAGCCCGGCUGUUGGAAGAUCUCAACCUCCUGAGGGGUGCUGACGACAGGAAGCCUGUGGAAGAGGCCUUCUGAGGGUGGAGGGCGAGAGAAGCCGCGACUGCUGCCAAGAGGAUGAUGGACAUCGUUGGAACGGACAUAUAUGCCGAGAAGAUCUUUCCUCACAGCAGGGGUCUUUCC
This is a messenger RNA of Vitrella brassicaformis, 1593 nucleotides long. Lineage: Eukaryota; Vitrellaceae. The record is from the annotation of a GenBank genome assembly.